AGAAAGAGAGACAGAGAGAGAGAGAGAAGGAGGAGAGAGGGAAAGAACGAUUUCCUCUUUCCCUCUCUGAGGGUGGGGCUGCUCCAGAGUUCAGGGAAGCAGUCAGCUCUGUGAGCUUGGCUGUGUGUGUGUGUUCAUGUGUGGGGGGCGGGCACGGUGUCCCAGGAGGACAGAGUUUGCAUUGAUGAAAACCCUCCCCAGCCCUUUGAUGCCUCGUUCCCUCUGCCCUGAAGUUGAGCAGCUCAGUCCUCGGUGCCUCCCGCCCGCUGGCCACGCUCGCCCCCCGGCCAGGAUGGCGUCCUGUCUGGCCCUGCGCAUGGCGCUGCUGCUCCUCUGUGGGGUCCUGGCCCCUGCGGUGCUCACAGCCGAGGGCCCGCAGGAGCCCGCGCCCACCCUGUGGAACGAGCCCGCCGAGCUGCCGUCGGGAGAAGACCCCGUGGAGAGCACCAGCCCCGCCUGGGAGCCGGCGGUCAGCGGCCCGCCGGCGCCCACCGCCACGCCGAGCCCCGAGGACAGCACCGCGCAGGAGCGCCUGGACCAGGGCGGGGGCUCGCUGGGGCCCGGCGCCAUCGCCGCCAUCGUCAUCGCCGCCCUGCUGGCCACCUGCGUGGUGUUGGCGCUCGUGGUGGUCGCGCUGAGAAAGUUUUCCGCCUCCUGAAGCGAAUAAAGGGGCCGCGGUGCGGCUCGGCGGCACCCCAGGUGCGCGCCCCCCGA
Bubalus bubalis (water buffalo) is the source of this 714-nucleotide messenger RNA. RefSeq names its product secondary ossification center associated regulator of chondrocyte maturation (gene SNORC). NCBI's taxonomy places the organism in Eukaryota, Metazoa, Chordata, Mammalia, Artiodactyla, Bovidae. The record is from RefSeq and is a predicted model, not a curated record. Bases 137 to 658 code for a protein of 173 amino acids. Gene Ontology annotation, biological process: cartilage development. Gene Ontology annotation, cellular component: cell periphery. The transcript has 3 exons.